CGAGAAUUGAGUCUGCUUUGCUUUCACCACACGGGUUGAUCCAUUCCUUGACCAAUCAGCCAUAUAGAACGACUGGUGUGUCUAUGCAUCUAACAAUGACCUGCCCUACGGAUACAUCAAUGAAGACAUCCAUGGAUGCUCUCAAUAGAUAUCUCGAAAUAGCAUGGCGCUAUGUAGAAUCGGACUUUCUAUUUGAUACGAAACCUCACUUAAGCCAUCACUGGCUUUCUCAAUAGACCCCAUGCUUAUUGAGACCAGAAUGCGGAUAAGUUGCCAACACCAGGCUUUCUUCCGCUCUUUCAUCGCACACGCCAACCACAUGGUGUCAUACUCUAGAUUCAUAAAUGAAUCAUUCUCGUCAGACGUUGUCGACCUGGACAUCGCUUCGACAUCAUGCAUUCCCUUACAUAUCUUCUGUCGACAUUGGCUCCGCUUUUUCUUCUCAACUUCGCUCUCGCCGUACCAGAUAUCUCGCGGUUUGAGGUCCGUUCCUUACCAGACGGCCCUUCUCUACGGCCCAGCUGGGCCGGGCGACUUCCUGUGCCCAAUACUGAACAAGGCAAUGAGAUUUUCUUUUGGCUCUUCAAAGCGGAAAACUUGAAAUAUGACGAUAAUUUCAUCAUAUGGUUCAAUGGCGGACCGGGCUGUUCGUCUUUAAUCGGUCUGACCACAGGAAACGGCCCUAUCUCCUUCGACGGCAACUCGACUCGUCUGAUUGCAAACCCAUAUUCCUGGUCCCAGUUUGGACAUGUGCUGUAUGUCGACCAGCCCGUCGGAACGGGCUAUUCGACUGCCAGCCAGCCGUACGCAGCGACCACUAACGACCGCGUAACCUCUGAUUUUUAUGCAUGGCUGCAGUCAUUCUUCGCCCACUUUCCUCACCUGCGGGCCAAGCAGCUGCAUCUAAUGGGGGAGUCGUAUGCCGGAAUCUACGUGCCCUAUUUCGCCUCCGCCAUUGUCGCCAACCAGGACGCGUUCCCCAUCAACCUCCGCUCCAUGUCGCUGGGGGACGGUUCGUUUGGCAAUCCGGCCGCCAUGUCGGCCGUCAGUGUGGGCAAGUUCCUGCAAUCCCAGCAGUCCCGUUUGCAAAUCCCCGACGACAUCAUGGCUGUUUUCUCCGAGGCUGACGACACCUGCGGGUUCAGCGACGUCAUGCAAGAAGCAGCCCGGUUUCCUCCACAAACCACAAUUUAUAUCCCAGGGGACCCCGAAAACUCAGACUACAAGCGUCGCCGCCGCCGUGACCUCGGCGACAUCGCAAAUGCAACCUGCAACAUCAACCCGACGACCCCCGACGCCGUGCGAUCCUCCAUCAUGAACUCGUCCUGCUACGGGCCAUGUGCAACCUUUUCCACCGCAAUGGAUUACCUAGGGACAGUGUCCGCCUCGGGAGCCGGCAAACCAUGCUACGAUGUCUACGAUAUCAGCCACGACUGUAGCACAAUCAACUCGAUGUCGUUGCUGACCUCGUAUUUCCGUCGUGCGGAUGUCCAAGCGGCACUACACCUGUCACCGGGUACUGACAACAACGCCACAGUACAAUUCUCCCCCUGCAACUCCACCAUCCUCGACAUCCUAAUCGGACUCUCCACCCCAACUGCCCCCGUCUACUCCAUCCUCCCAUCCCUAGUCACCUCCCACAACAUCUCCCUCCACGUCUACGCAGGCCAGUACGACAUGCUCCUCAACCACUUCGGCGCCGAGCUGGCGCUCCAAAACAUGACCUGGCGCGGCGCCCAGGGGUUCUCGCAACCAAUCACCCGGCCGUUUUUCGCUGACAACGCGGCCCCACGGAGCCCGGGCGGUGAUCCUCAUCCUCAUCCUCAGACUCAGACUCAGACUCAGACUCAUCCCCUUCCUAGCUCUGGCUCUGGCUCUGGCACCGGCUCUGGUACGGGUGCUCGGUCUCGCACCCGCACCUGCUCCUGUCAUCCCAGAGGCUCCCCAGAAGCAGGCAGGUGGGUCGCCGAGCGCGGUGUAACGUAUCAUUUGUUUUGGGGUGCAGGACACAGUGUUUUUGCCAGUAAGCCACGUGAGAUGUUUGCCUAUGUGCGCGAUGUAGUGGUUGCAGACUGAUUCUGGUUGUUGUUGGGUCCUCCUUGAUUCAUUAUGGUGGUGGAUUUUUGAUUUGACGACGUACGUACUACGUAGUUACUAGGUCUAGGUAGUAGAGAGAGAUGGAGAGAGUUGAAUCAACUAAUUUGAAUCUGUUUUCUUCCUUUCCGGUGCGAUUUUCUGGUCCUGUAUGUUGAGUAGGCUAUAGUGGGUGAUAUACCAUGGAUAUGGAGGAGUAGUCAUUGACUAGAAAUAUACAACUAUGGAUACAAUCAAGAGUGCACAAUCAAGAGUGCUGAGAAUAAUUCAUUCAUAUCUUUGCCCUCGUAAAUCCAUUAUUACAUAGAAGUCAACACGCUAUGCAAAAUCGUUCAAGAACAAAAUAAAGCACC
Aspergillus ochraceoroseus IBT 24754 is the source of this 2447-nucleotide messenger RNA. It is a transcript of the gene cp9, whose product is annotated as putative serine carboxypeptidase. The record is from RefSeq and is a predicted model, not a curated record. Gene Ontology annotation, cellular component: trans-Golgi network. Gene Ontology annotation, molecular function: serine-type carboxypeptidase activity. Lineage: Eukaryota; Fungi; Ascomycota; Eurotiomycetes; Eurotiales; Aspergillaceae. The transcript has 2 exons. Gene Ontology annotation, biological process: apoptotic process; proteolysis. Bases 394 to 2076 code for a protein of 560 amino acids.